AAUCAUAAAUCAAUUGUGACUUACUAAACCAGUUACCGGUGUAUACAUUAGGAUAAAAUAUAAUUAUACAAAUAAUGGCACAUUCUAGGAGUAAAAUACUUCAAUUGUAUAAAAAUUUAAUUAAAGAAUCCUCAAAAUUUGAAGCAUAUAAUUAUCGCAACUAUGCCCUAAGGAGAAUCCGCGAUGGAUUUAAAGAAAAUAAAAAUGUAUCGGAUGUAGAUCAAAUUAGUAAAUUGAUAGAAAAAGCUGAAAAUAAUUUGAAUAUUAUUAAAAGGCAAGCAUUAUUAUCGCAGGUAUAUUCCACCGAUAAAUUAGUGAUCGAAAAACAGGAACCUCAUUCAACGUGAUUAUUUUAGAUUUUAAUUAUUAGUUUUGAAACCAAAUAAUUUAUUGAUAAUGUGUUAAAUAUAAAAUAGUUUAAAGAAUGUUCGAUUUUGUAUUUUUUUCACCCUAAUUUUGUUCACACAUUUAUCAAUAGUUUUC
Chrysoperla carnea is the source of this 483-nucleotide messenger RNA. RefSeq names its product LYR motif-containing protein 4 (gene bcn92). Lineage: Eukaryota; Metazoa; Arthropoda; Insecta; Neuroptera; Chrysopidae. Gene Ontology annotation, biological process: iron-sulfur cluster assembly. The transcript has 2 exons. Gene Ontology annotation, cellular component: mitochondrion; L-cysteine desulfurase complex. The record is from RefSeq and is a predicted model, not a curated record. Bases 75 to 347 code for a protein of 90 amino acids.